Endocarpon pusillum Z07020 is the source of this 1704-nucleotide messenger RNA. RefSeq lists its product as uncharacterized. Gene Ontology annotation, cellular component: nucleus. Gene Ontology annotation, molecular function: transcription coregulator activity; RNA polymerase binding. The coding region runs from base 1 to 1704 and encodes 567 amino acids. The record is from RefSeq and is a predicted model, not a curated record. NCBI's taxonomy places the organism in Eukaryota, Fungi, Ascomycota, Eurotiomycetes, Verrucariales, Verrucariaceae. The transcript has a single exon.
AUGCUUAAGUCUACUCAUAGAGCAGCAGGUCCGGCAAACUCCAAUGAGCCCGCCCUCCCUCCAGGCUGGACUGAGCAUAAAGCUCCAACAGGACACAGCUAUUACUACAAUGCAGAGACUAAGCAGUCUACUUACACUCGGCCUGCAGCACCUUCCGCAACUCCUUUCUUCAUAGACCAUACCGCGACGCCGACUCUGCAUGGUCAAAUUCCCGGCCAGACUGCUGGCAGUUUCGAACCACCUCAGAGGUCUGAGUAUGGGGGAAGCUUCCGAGGUGGCUUGUCAUAUCAAGACCGUUCUCGCCGUCAACAUCAACAGGAUCGGCCUAAGAAGAAGAAGACUAUACCAGGAUGUGAGCCAUGGAUUCUUGUGACCACAAAGCUGGGAAGACGAUUCGUUCACAACCCGGAGAAGAACGAAAGUUUCUGGAAAUUCCCUCAAGAUGUCCUCCUGGCGACGUUUGAGAUGGAUCGGAAGGAGCAAGAAGAGAAACUGAGCGUCGAAGGAGAAGGUCCUAAAGCAGUAGCUACAGCUGAGCCAAGACCACGCCUACCUCCCCUCCAACGGGACAACGAAGGAGAUAAGCGUGAAGCAGAUGACAGCGAUUCCUACGAAGAUGUUGAAGUCACGGAUGAUGAAAACAUUGAUCUAGAACAGCCUGAUGCCAUCGAAGGACCAACAAAGAAACAGCGCACCAAUUCCAAUCAUCAAUCAGAACCAUCUGGCCCGGUGGAGUUUAACGAGGAAGACAUAGCCUACCAGCUUGCACAGAUGGGUCAAGAGUACGGGCUGGACCCUGGUGAGUACGGCAACGGUGAAGAUGAUGAAUACGACACCGGGCUGCCUCUUUCUGCUGAUGACUCUCGAGCACUCUUUUAUGAUCUCCUCACCGACCAUGCCAUCAAUCCAUACACUACUUGGGAGAAGGUCCUCGAACAGGGCCACAUCAUAGACGAUGAGCGAUAUGUCGCUCUCCCCAACAUGCGCACUCGGAAAGAAGCCUUCACAAUAUGGAGCACGGAACGGAUACAAGAAAUGAAAGAGCAGCGCGCCAAAGAAGAGAAGAAAGACCCCCGAAUCCCAUAUCUGCGAUUGCUGCACGAACACGCAACGCCAAAGCUGUAUUGGCCCGAAUUCAAACGCAAAUACCGGAAAGAAGAAGCAAUGAAAGACGCCCAUCUACCGGACAAAGAACGUGAGAAAUUGUACAGAGACCACAUCAAUCGCCUCAAACUACCAGAAAGCACGCGAAGGACCGCGCUGAAAGACCUAAUGAAAAGCAUACCCCUGGAACAUCUCCACCGAAACUCCACACCAGACACCCUCCCCGCAACCAUCCUCACCGACCUCCGCUACAUCUCGCUCCCCUCUCGAACCCGCGACCCACUCAUCGAAGCCUACAUCUCCACUCUUCCAUCCCUUCCCCUCGACCCCAGUGCCGCCGGCCCAUCCGCCUCGGAUCAAUCCGAAGCAGAUAAGAAAGCGGAAGAGCGCGAGAAACGGGAGAAGGCACUGAGGGAACGGGAGAAGAUGGUUCAGGAGGAGAAGCGGAAGGUGAUGGGUGCUUUGAGGCGUGGCAAGGAGGUGAUGAGGGAUGAGGAGAGAGAAAUCGAGGAGGCCUUGAGAGUCAGCGGCAGGGAAGGUUUGAGGGCGUAUUUGAGGGAGAUGGAGGGCAAUGCUGCGGAGGGGAAUGCUUCGAGCUGA